Molecule: messenger RNA, 528 nt
Organism: Parnassius apollo (apollo)
Lineage: Eukaryota; Metazoa; Arthropoda; Insecta; Lepidoptera; Papilionidae
Source: the annotation of a GenBank genome assembly
AUGAAACUGCAUACUAUAAUAAAAAGUGUUUACAGUGAGAAAGAGACUCAAAAACAAGUGCUGUGCAUUGUGCUAAAGAGACAGAGACUCAAUUUUAUCUUUCAUCAUGAAAGAAAACGAAAGGAAAUGUUACAAAUCACAUUAGCUGACCUUAAUUUGGAACAAAGGAAUGUCAUUCAACAUAUUACGGGUCCAUCAACUACUAAACAACCACUGUCUGAAAAUAUUCAGAAGACUAUAACUGUUCCAAAUGUAUUUGAGCCGGUUGCGGGUCCGUCAAAAUGUAUACAACCCUUGUGUGAGAAUGUGCAUUAUAAGACCAUUCCUGACAAAACUAGUGCUAUUCCUCAAGUAACUGAGAAUAUCAACCCUGUUGCUGCUGCAAAUCCAUCCACGAAAAACAAAAAGGAUAAAGAUAUGUUGAUAAAAAUGAAAUAUCAUCUGAGAAAAAUUAACAGGCUUCAAAAAACUGUAAAGCAUCUAAAGAAUGAAGCAUUUCUCAAAGUAUUGAGCAAAAAUGAUCAGUAA